Messenger RNA from Penicillium roqueforti, 699 nucleotides. RefSeq lists its product as uncharacterized. The record is from RefSeq and is a predicted model, not a curated record. The coding region runs from base 1 to 699 and encodes 232 amino acids. Lineage: Eukaryota; Fungi; Ascomycota; Eurotiomycetes; Eurotiales; Aspergillaceae. The transcript has a single exon.
AUGAAAGAGAUGCCCAGCUGGAUGCGGAGGAGGAUACCUCGGGACAAAAGCCAGUCUGGCGCAGCGUUUAUAAUCUUAUGCGAUACGCUUCGUCGACAUGCCCUGGGGGCCCCUAUUGCUGGGUGGAUCCAGUGGGGAAAAAAGCACUAUCAACUGAAAACUCAUUAUUUGAGACGCCUAGUCACCUACGUCGAAAAAGGUGGUAUCUUGGACGGUCACAAGGAUGUGCCGGAAACGGUACACGAGGAAUUAUUCAUAGAAGAGCAGCAGAGACUGGAGAAGAGCCAUCGCAAAGGUGGACAUAUCAUCGGAAAUGGAGUACCGUAUCCUCCUAUUAAUAUCAAUGUCCUGCCUUCGCAGUCUUCGGUCUCUGGAUCUGACAUUUCGGCUGCCCAAGCUGUUGACUUGAAGUCUUCAAGCCCGCUCGAGAUCCCUGGAUCUAGAGACGAAGCCGUCAGAGAAUAUAGUGAGUGGCAGGUGUCAAAUGUCACUGAUGACACUCUCAAGGCUGCAUUUCGACAAGUCUGUGACUUGAUGCUCGAGGAUGGUCUUGACCUUGAGCAGGUCUACAAGGAUCAAGACCCAGGAUUUUUCAUCGGCAAGGGAAUAAAGAUGGGCAUUGCUCGACGUUUCGUAGAAGACAUUCGGCGCUGGGUCGAAAACGUGAAGAAAGCAAUCCCUAUUCAUGAAAUAAUUUAG